CGCCGCUCGGCGAGGGCGGGAAGGCGUGCGGGCGGUACUUCAGCUGGGGUUGGCGCAGAAGGGAGAGGGCGGGGAAAAGGUGGUGAAUUGAGGGGAAAGCGGGAGGGGCGGGAAAGGGGCGGCCGGAACAUGGCGGACCAGAUUCCGCUCUAUCCGGUGCGCAACGUCGCGGCGGCCGCAGCCAACCGCAAACGAGCGGCCUACUACAGCGCUGCGGGACCCGGGCCAGGAGCCGACUGGCACAGCAGGUACCAACUGGAGGAUGAGUCUGCACAUUUGGAUGAAAUGCCACUAAUGAUGUCUGAAGAAGGCUUUGAGAAUGAGGAAAGUGAUUACCACACCUUACCACGAGCCAGGAUAAUGCAAAGGAAAAGAGGACUGGAAUGGUUUGUCUGUGAUGGCUGGAAGUUCCUCUGUACCAGUUGCUGUGAUUGGCUGAUAAAUAUUUGUCAAAGAAAGAAAGAACUGAAAGCUCGCACAGUAUGGCUUGGAUGUCCCGAAAAGUGUGAAGAAAAACAUCCCAAGAAUUCUAUAAAAAAUCAAAAAUACAAUGUGUUUACCUUUAUACCUGGGGUUUUAUAUGAACAAUUCAAGUUUUUCUUGAAUCUCUAUUUUCUGAUAAUAUCCUGCUCACAGUUUGUACCAGCAUUGAAAAUAGGCUAUCUCUACACCUACUGGGCUCCUCUGGGAUUUGUCUUGGCUGUUACUAUGAUGCGGGAAGCAAUUGACGAAUUUCGGCGUUUUCAACGUGACAAGGAAGUGAAUUCCCAGCUAUAUAGCAAGCUUACAGUAAGAGGUAAAGUGCAAGUUAAGAGUUCAGACAUACAAGUUGGAGACCUCAUUAUAGUGGAAAAGGUCGAUGAAUUUUUAAUAUAUUUUAGACCUAUAUUUACUAGUUAUACACUGGCAGCCAGGUGCUUGUUGGUGCAGCAUGGUUCGUGUUUUAUUCGAACUGAUCAACUAGAUGGUGAAACUGACUGGAAGCUGAAGGUGGCGGUGAGCUGCACACAACGGCUGCCGGCUCUUGGGGACCUUUUUUCUAUCAGUGCUUACGUUUAUGCGCAGAAACCACAACUGGAUAUUCACAGUUUUGAAGGCACAUUUACCAGGGAAGACAGCGACCCGCCCAUUCAUGAAAGUCUCAGCAUAGAAAAUACAUUGUGGGCAAGCACAAUUGUCGCAUCAGGUACUGUAAUAGGUGUUGUCAUUUAUACUGGAAAAGAGACUCGAAGUGUAAUGAACACAUCCAAUCCAAAAAAUAAGGUUGGUUUAUUGGACCUUGAACUCAACCGGCUGACAAAAGCACUAUUUUUGGCUUUAGUUGCUCUUUCCGUCGUUAUGGUAACCUUGCAAGGAUUUGUGGGUCCGUGGUACCGCAACCUUUUUCGGUUCCUUCUCCUCUUUUCUUACAUCAUUCCCAUAAGUUUGCGUGUGAACUUGGACAUGGGCAAAGCGGUGUACGGAUGGAUGAUGAUGAGAGACGAGAACAUCCCUGGCACAGUCGUUCGGACCAGCACUAUCCCGGAGGAACUUGGGCGCCUGGUGUAUUUACUGACAGACAAAACAGGAACCCUCACCCAGAAUGAGAUGGUAUUUAAGCGGCUCCACCUGGGCACUGUGUCCUAUGGAGCGGACACAAUGGACGAGAUCCAGAGCCACGUCAGGGACUCCUAUGCACAGAUGCAUUCUCAAGCUGGUGGAAACAAUGCUGGUUCAACUCCACCAAGAAAAGCCCAAUCUUCAGCUCCCAAAGUGAGGAAAAGUGUCAGUAGUCGAAUCCAUGAAGCCGUGAAAGCCAUAGUGCUGUGCCACAACGUGACCCCCGUGUAUGAGUCUCGAGCUGGCGUUUCUGGGGAGACUGAAUUCGCAGAGGCUGACCAAGACUUCAGUGAUGAGAACCGUACCUACCAGGCUUCCAGCCCCGAUGAGGUCGCUCUGGUGCAGUGGACGGAGAGUGUGGGCCUCACAUUGGUCAGCAGGGACCUCACCUCCAUGCAGCUGAAGACCCCCGGUGGCCAGGUCCUCAGCUUCUGCAUCCUGCAGCUGUUCCCCUUCACCUCCGAGAGCAAGCGGAUGGGCAUCAUCGUCAGGGAUGAAUCCACGGCAGAAAUCACGUUUUACAUGAAGGGUGCUGAUGUGGCCAUGUCCACCAUCGUGCAGUACAAUGACUGGCUGGAAGAGGAGUGCGGAAACAUGGCGCGCGAAGGACUGCGGACCCUCGUGGUUGCAAAGAAGUCGCUGACGGAAGAGCAGUACCAGGACUUUGAGAGCCGAUACACUCAAGCCAAACUGAGCAUGCAUGACAGGACCCUCAAGGUGGCCGCGGUAAUCGAGAGCCUGGAGAGGGAGAUGGAGCUGCUGUGCCUCACGGGCGUGGAGGACCAGCUGCAGGCGGACGUGCGGCCCACGCUGGAGAUGCUGCGCAAUGCCGGGAUCAAGGUAUGGAUGCUAACAGGCGACAAGCUGGAGACAGCCACUUGCGUGGCCCAAAGCUCACGCCUGGUGCCUCGGACACAGGACACUCACAUCUUCAGACGGGUAACCAGUCGGGGAGAGGCACAUUUGGAGCUGAAUGCAUUUAGAAGGAAGCAUGAUUGUGCCUUGGUUAUAUCUGGGGACUCUCUGGAGGUUUGUCUAAAGUACUACGAGCACGAGUUUAUGGAGCUGGCCUGCCAGUGCCCCGCCGUGGUGUGCUGCCGCUGCUCGCCCACCCAGAAGGCCUGCAUCGUGACACUGUUACAGCAGCACACGGGGAGACGCACCUGCGCCAUCGGUGAUGGUGGAAAUGAUGUAAGCAUGAUUCAGGCGGCGGACUGUGGGAUUGGGAUUGAGGGAAAGGAGGGGAGGCAGGCCUCACUGGCGGCCGACUUCUCCAUCACGCAGUUCCGGCACGUCGGCAGGCUGCUCAUGGUGCAUGGGCGGAACAGCUACAAGAGGUCGGCGGCACUUGGCCAGUUCGUCAUGCACAGGGGCCUCAUCAUCUCCACCAUGCAGGCUGUGUUUUCCUCGGUCUUCUACUUCGCCUCCGUCCCUUUGUACCAGGGCUUCCUCAUGGUGGGGUAUGCGACUGUAUACACCAUGUUCCCCGUGUUCUCCUUAGUGCUGGACCAGGACGUGAAGCCGGAGAUGGCAAUGCUCUACCCGGAGCUGUACAAGGACCUCACCAAGGGACGAUCCUUGUCCUUCAAGACCUUCCUCAUCUGGGUGCUAAUCAGUAUUUACCAAGGUGGCAUCCUCAUGUACGGGGCCCUGGUGCUCUUCGAGUCCGAGUUCGUCCACGUGGUGGCCAUCUCCUUCACCGCGCUGGUGCUGACCGAACUGCUGAUGGUGGCGCUGACCAUCCGCACAUGGCACUGGCUGAUGGUGGUGGCCGAGUUCCUCAGCCUGGGCUGCUACGUGUCCUCACUCGCCUUUCUCAAUGAAUAUUUUGGUAUAGGCAGAGUAUCUUUCGGAGCUUUCUUAGAUUUUACCUUUAUCACCACCGUGACCUUCCUGUGGAAAGUGUCGGCCAUCACCGUAGUCAGCUGCCUCCCGCUCUAUGUCCUCAAGUACCUGAGGCGCAAGCUCUCUCCUCCCAGCUACUGCAAGUUGACCUCGUAAGGGGCUGCGCACCCCCAGCAGGCUGCCCCGGCACCGCUGCCCUUUCCAGUGAUCACAGGGUUUGCCAUUGCUACCAAGCGAGUGCCACAAGAAAGGGCAUGCUGAGCAAGGCCAGCCCACGGGUGCUGGGACGGCCUCUCCCGCCUCUCAGUGUGGGACGUCACCCCUGCCAGGCGAGCCCAGGGCACAGAUGCAGGGACGGCCUCUCCCGCCUCUCAGUGUGGGGCGUCACCCCUGCCAGGCGAGCCCAGGG
Messenger RNA from Cebus imitator (Panamanian white-faced capuchin), 3853 nucleotides. It is a transcript of the gene ATP9B, whose product is annotated as ATPase phospholipid transporting 9B (putative). Gene Ontology annotation, biological process: retrograde vesicle-mediated transport, Golgi to endoplasmic reticulum; phospholipid translocation; endocytosis. Bases 130 to 3600 code for a protein of 1156 amino acids. Gene Ontology annotation, molecular function: ATP hydrolysis activity; ATPase-coupled intramembrane lipid carrier activity; magnesium ion binding. The record is from RefSeq and is a predicted model, not a curated record. NCBI's taxonomy places the organism in Eukaryota, Metazoa, Chordata, Mammalia, Primates, Cebidae. Gene Ontology annotation, cellular component: endosome; trans-Golgi network; plasma membrane. The transcript has 30 exons.